This is a messenger RNA of Ruditapes philippinarum (Manila clam), 3054 nucleotides long. RefSeq lists its product as uncharacterized. Gene Ontology annotation, molecular function: NAD+ poly-ADP-ribosyltransferase activity. Bases 165 to 1676 code for a protein of 503 amino acids. Lineage: Eukaryota; Metazoa; Mollusca; Bivalvia; Venerida; Veneridae. The transcript is spliced from 10 exons. The record is from RefSeq and is a predicted model, not a curated record.
UUGUUUAUUUCGUUGUGGGUUUUUGUUUUAGUAAUUUUGUUAGAUCUAAAUUUCUCACAGUAAGUUCAAUUAUUUUAUAGCAUAAAAGCAUUGCGCACUGAUUUAUAUAUAUUUCGCUUACUUACCAUAUAGCAGACGCAAGUUACAAGUUAUCUAUAGGAAGAAUGGCAGAAGUUGGCACAGUAAGAAGAAGGCUAAGUAUAGAAACUGAAGAAGAUGAUGAUGAAGAAAGAGCUAAGGAAAUCGAAGGUCUUAAAAAAAGAGGGAUACUACCUAGUGACUUUCCUGUUGGAGCUGGGGACUUGGAAACAUUUGAUGAAAAUGCUAUGACACAGGAGGUGCAAGAGUUACUUACCCUAGGUGAAAUAUCAAAGGAAGAAGCAGAUGAACUGACAAGUAAAGAUAAUCUUUGUAAUGGGGUUUAUGUUGACACAAUUUCUGAUCCCCAUGUAGCUGACCAUGAACAAAUGAUGCCACCUUUUGCAAGUGAUGGUAUUCCUCUAAAUUGGUCAAGGGAGGUGAAAGCGGAUAAAAUAUACAAUCUAGUAAAACUUAAAAAAGGUGAUCCAGAGUAUGACCUUAUAUCAGAUGAAUUUGAAAAAGUGAAUAUAAAAAUUAAGGGAAUAGAGCGGUUACAGAGCAACAGAUCAUUGAAGAGAUUUCAAGAUGAAUUAGAAGAUGUGUUGCGACAUAGAAUUGAAACGUAUAAUCCAAACAUUAGAUAUUUAUAUCAUGGAACAAGUGUUGAGAAGGACAGAAUAUGUGAGGAGGGACUAGAUCAAAGAUUAAGCAGAAUGGGUUACUUUGGUAAAGGAAUUUAUUUCAGUGAUAAUCCAUUAAAAUGUGUACAUUACUCGGAUGACCCAGCUAAAAAGAACCCAGAUGAAGCCUACAUACUCAAAUGUAGAGUGAUUCUUGGAGAACCAAAGGUAUAUGCAAAUGGUUGCUAUGAUACAACGCUGAAACGGGAACCAGAAAAACAGGAUAUCUCUGAUGGUUGGAGAUAUUAUGAUUCAGUAGUGGGAUGUCCGAAGGAUUUCAAUGAGUAUGUAGUGUAUGAGAACAGACGUGCCAUGAUCGAGUAUAUAAUCUCAUUUAAAGUAGACAAGAAACUUAUGACAGAUCUGCGAUCUCAAUCGGUGAAGAAAGUAUCAACUCAGGUUCAGAAAACUAGUGGUACGUCAGGUAGACGGAAUUCUGGAGCAAAGUCGCUAGACGAUCAUUUUGCUCGGAUAGCUGAAGUACGAGAAGCUGUGAGAAAAAAGCGGUUAGAGGAAGCUGGCAAAUCAUACAUCCCUCCUUCACAGACGCAGCAGGAGCAUGACAAGGAUAUGUGGACUAGAUUACAGACACUACAUCAGCUUGGUGAUAAACAUAAUUCUGAGGGUUAUGAAGAGCCUGGUAAAGACAUGGAGAGGGAGCUUAAUGAACCUGAAGUUGACAAUGAUAUUCCACCACCGGUAUUCUCCAAGCUAUAUCAACCUGCUAGCAACAGGAGUGUAAAAUCUGACAAGGAGGAAUCACAAGAGGCUGUAGAGAAAGUGUUAAACUGUUGUAUAGCUGACUUUUUGGCUGUAACUGAUAUAGAUGACAACAGACUAGCACGAUAUUACGUGCAGAAAGCCAACAUGGAUGUCAACCGAGCAAUAUCUUUAUAUUAUGAGGAUUUAGGAUAAUAUUUGUUAGCAUUCCAUUGUUUUCUUGCCAUGUGAUAUUUACUGCAGUAUUUAUUGAGUACAAUAUAUUUUGUAUUUUUAGAUACAAAGUUAUAUAAUUUGAUUGGGAAAUAGAUUUUAGUAUUGAGUGCAUUAUUGUAAACUACGAGUAUAUGUAUAAUAUUGCACUCAAAAUAAAAUAACAAGGACAUAAGCUUAAGUGAUUUAAUACAAAUGGUAAGAACAAGGAAUGGUGCAAUAUUUAGGAAAUAGAGUUAUUUUUGAUUGUGUUAUUGUAAAAUAAUGAAUUAUAGUUCAAGUUAAAAUGUGCAAAGUUAAAAUGUGCAGUAAUAUUGUGGUAGCCUUUGUGAUUGAUUACAAAAGCAUUUGAACGAUACACCAUUUAUUUUAUUAUUAUAUUAAAAUUUAGAAAAAUUGAUAUCUAUCUCCAUUCUAGCAGUCUACUAAAGAAUAUGUUGACCUAUAUUGAGCAGAGUGAUAAUUUUGCUGACAUUAUUUCGUUAAUUACCAUCAUAUCUGAUGCUGUGUAGUUUACAAAUAUUCCUUUCCUUACUAUAGAAAUAAUAGGAACUAUUUCUAACGUUAAGGUCUUUGCAUUGCCCUGACAAUCAAUACUUAUUUUAUUUGAUUUUUAGUUUAGUAAAUUUAUAUCUAUGUUAUAUUGUUUUUACAUAAAUUAUAGUAACUGUAGUGGUUACUUAAAUAUUCAACAAUAGCUGUAGGUACUAGUUAAGGUCAUUGACUUUAAAUCAUAUACCUCUCACUAUUGAGAGUUUAAAUCCCAUCAGGAAAUUUAGAUUGACAUCAUGUGGGGAAACCAUCCAUCAAGCUUACACAAAUUUGAUUGUUCUGCUCGAAAUCCAGUCUGUGCUCAGAAUAAUGUAUACGAGGGAAGGUAUCUGAGGUCUACCUCAACAACUAAAACUGAAGUGGCAGCAUGGCUAAGUGGUUAACACUUCGAGUAGUAAUCUAAGGAUUGCUGGCCAUAUGCAUUCAAACCCUGUCAGAAGUGAGCCUUUGUUUGCUGACACUUAUUUCUUUGUGCGCCUAAACAAAUUAAAGAAAAUAAAUUAUUGUAUAAACUAUGUAAAACAAGAAUGUCACCUUUGACCUUUACACUGUUGGUGUCACUUUAACCAAAUUUUUUACAACCCACAUUUUUUUAAAAAUAUUUAAAACCAGGUAAUAUAGGAUCAAAAACCUAGUGAAUUGAUGAAUGCAGAUGAUUUGAACAAAAAUUAUAUAAACGAUCAAAAUUGUAUGACUUUAAGUUUAUAUUUUCUUCAGUAGCUCUUGUUCUAAUCAAUGAUUUUUAUAACAUGCAAAUAAUUGUUUGAUAUUAAAAUGUACGAGGAUUAAGGAUAUUGAAUGAUAUUGA